AUAAUACCGCCGGCACGGCAAAAUUCCGGCGCCGGCUCAGAUGACCCAAACAGGUCCUCGGAGAAUCCAAAACUCCGGCGUCCUGGAAGAUGAAUCACGGGAACAAGCCCAAUCUUCUACGACAGGUAUGAGGCUCAUUGUACCCUUGCAAGGGAUAGUUCAAGGUAGAGGUGGCUUAAUUUUAGGUUCAGUUAUUCCAUGUGCUAUGUUCUACUUCCUUCAAUUCUACCUCAAACGACGUCGUUCGCCGCCGAAUCCGCCGCAAGAGCACACCUCGAACCCUCCGUCGCCGACUGCUUCGUCGGCGGAGCUGUCUAGGUCAGCUUCCCGGUCUAAUUUGUUGUCACGUGGCUCUAUUGUUAGGCCUCACGUGUCUGCUAGGGUUCAUUCUAUUGCCAAAGCGAAUGAUUCGCCUUAUUACAUUGGAUUGGACAAAGCUUCUGCAGAUCCUUACGACGGAUUGAAUAACCCCAACGGUGUUAUUCAGCUCGGAUUGGCUGAAAAUCGGCUCACACUGGAUUUGAUUGAAAAUUGGAUUACUGAAAAAUUAAGCGACUCCAUACUUGGUGGAGGAGAUAGCAUGGGAGGGUCGAGUGUUAGUUCCAUUGCUACGUACCAGCCGUUUGAUGGAAUGAUGGAGUUAAAAGUGGCCAUGGCUGGUUUCAUGUCACAAGUUGUGGGAAGAACUGUGUCGUUUGAUCCAUCACAAAUAGUGUUAACAUCUGGGGCAACUCCUGCUAUCGAGAUACUUUGCUUUUCUUUGGCAGACCAAGGAAAUGCAUUUCUUAUACCUGCUCCAUACUAUCCUGGGUUCGACAGAGAUAUGAAAUGGCGAACAGGGGUGGAGCUAAUCCCUGUUCAUUGUCGUAGCUCUGACAACUUCACUUUAAGCAUUCCCGCUCUUGAUCAAGCUUUCAAUCAGGCAAGGAAACGAGGACAAAAAGUCCGAGGAAUCCUAUUGUCUAACCCUUCUAACCCUGUUGGGAAUCUGAUGACCAGGGAAACCCUUUUCAGUCUCUUAGACUUUGCCAGAGAGAAGAACAUCCAUAUUAUAUCCGAUGAACUAUUUGCUGCUUCAACCUUUGGAGAUGAGGAGUUCGUUAGCAUGGCAGAAAUUAUCGACUCACAAGAUGCUGACAAGGAUCGGGUUCAUAUUGUAUAUGGACUCUCGAAAGACUUGGCUCUUCCAGGCUUUCGAGUUGGGGUUAUAUAUUCAUACAACGAAAGUGUUCUGGCUGUGUCUAGAAAGAUGACAAGAUUUUCUCCAAUAUCGGCUCCAACCCAACGGUUAGUAACUUCAAUGCUUUCAGAUACGACAUUUAUCAAGGAACAUACUGAAAGAAACAGAGAGAGGUUACGGGCUAUGUAUGAUUUGUUUGUGGAAGGUCUUAAACAAUUAGGAAUCGAUUGUACAAAGAGCAGUGGAGGUUUGUACUGUUGGGUUGAUAUGAGUGGACUAAUUCGCCCUUAUAAUGAGAAAGGGGAACUUGAUUUAUGGGAUAAGCUAUUGAAUGUAGGCAAGAUUAACGCUACCCCUGGUUCCGCUUGCCACUGCAUUGAACCUGGAUGGUUCAGGUGUUGUUUCACCACAUUAGACGAAAAAGAUAUCCCUGUAGUCAUAGAACGGAUCCGUGGAGUCAUUGAAACCUGUAAAUCCCCCUCCUGAAAUGCUUUGAAGUCAAAGAAGUGAAAUUAAGACGUCUGAAUCUUGAUGGCAUUGCCUCAAAGGUAUCGAUGGAUUCAGUGUUAGCCACGUGAUAUGGUAUUUAUUAUGGAAAGGUGAACUUCGGCUAUAUACCAUUGUUACCAAGAACUGAAAACUGGGCUUGGAAGACGACAAGUGUGGAGGGUGUGUGUGGAAUCCGUUUUAGCCUCAUCCUCUUUCUCUCCCGGGGCUCCAUGCAGCAGGCAAGGUUAGAUUCUUGAAAAGAUUGGUAGGUUUAGUUCUUGUGGGAUGAUGUUUUCAUUCGUUGUCGUGUAGCGGAAGUCACCGAUUUAAAUUGUAGGGAAUAAGAACCAAUUAUGUUGAUUUUACAUGCUUCGGGUUCAACCGUACAAAUACAACUCAUUUUUUGUUCCAAGAUUAGCAUAUC
Messenger RNA from Cynara cardunculus var. scolymus (artichoke), 2093 nucleotides. RefSeq names its product probable aminotransferase ACS12. The record is from RefSeq and is a predicted model, not a curated record. Bases 41 to 1666 code for a protein of 541 amino acids. The transcript is spliced from 4 exons. Lineage: Eukaryota; Viridiplantae; Streptophyta; Magnoliopsida; Asterales; Asteraceae. Gene Ontology annotation, molecular function: pyridoxal phosphate binding; aromatic-amino-acid:2-oxoglutarate transaminase activity; L-aspartate:2-oxoglutarate transaminase activity. Gene Ontology annotation, biological process: biosynthetic process; amino acid metabolic process.